UCUCUCUAUAUUAUAUAUAUACAUGUAUAUAUAUAGAGAGAGAGCUUCUCCACUCGUGUCGUCCCUCUCUCAAAGCGAGGCUAAGCCUCCUCCGCCACAACCACCAAUACCAGUCCACCGUUCCAAAACUGUAAAUUUUGUUUAUUUGAUUAGGUUUUAGUGUUUUUUUUCUUUUCUUUCUGUAUCUAUGGCGACAGUGUCGAGGAAGGAAAUGGAUCGUAUCAAGGGUCCGUGGAGUCCAGAAGAAGACGAACUGUUGCAGACGCUGGUUGAGAAGCAUGGACCCAGGAACUGGUCGCUCAUCAGCAAAUCGAUUCCGGGUCGAUCGGGGAAGUCGUGCCGUCUGCGGUGGUGCAACCAGCUGUCGCCGCAGGUGGAGCACCGCGCGUUCUCGCCGGAGGAGGAUGAGACCAUCAUCAGAGCGCAUGCCAAGUUCGGGAACAAGUGGGCCACCAUCGCUCGUCUUCUCAAUGGUCGGACCGAUAACGCCAUUAAGAACCACUGGAAUUCGACUCUCAAAAGGAAAUGCUCGUCCAUGUCCGAUGACUUCCCGUUCAUCGACGAACAUGAACAACCGUCUCUGAAGAGAUCGGCGAGCCUCGGCCCGGGCACGAACGUUUCCGGUAUGUAUAUCAAUAACCCGAACAGCCCGUCCGGAUCCGAUUUGAGUGAUUCGAGCCUCUCCGGCAUUCCUUCGUCGCAUGUUUUCAGACCCGUGCCAAGAGCUGUCGGGGUAGCACCACCGAUGCCGCAGAUCGAGAAGUCGUCGUCGUCGACCACCGACCCGGCUACCUCUCUGAGCCUGUCCCUGCCCGGAUCCGAUUCGUGUGAGGUCUCGAAUCAAGGAUUCGGAUCCCAUCAAGUCACGCAGCCUACCCAGUUGGCUCCUCCACCGCCACCACCAUCACCGCCUGUGAUCGUACACCAGUUGGCCCCGCCACCGUCAGCGACACUGAUGGUGGCUCACAGCGGUCAAAACUUCGAAUUUGGAGCUCCGACGGCUGAGAAACAGUUCUUCAGUCAAGAAUUCUUGUGUGUGAUGCAAGAGAUGGUCCGAAAGGAAGUGAGGAACUACAUGUCUGAGAUUGAACAGAAUGGGCUUCGUUUGCAUGCUGAAGCAAUCAGGAACGCAGUGGUGAAGCGAAUUGGGAUUAGCAAGAUCGAGUAGUUUUCGAGUCUGAAGAGACUCUGAUGAAAUAGUUGGGGACUUAGUGAUCGGAGUUCAAAUGAAGGGUCAAGAAACGAUCUUCGUUUUUUUCACAAUUCCCUUCUCCUUUUUUAUACAAAAAUAAUUCUGGUUAGUGUACAGGUGAGGGGGGAGAGAGAUGAGUUGAAGUUAUGAGAAAAAAAAAUUCUAUCUUGAAUAGAAAAUGCAAGAACGAGAAGAGAAAACUAAUAAUGAAAUUUCUGUUUUCUGUGGAAAAAUGAAGUUUUAGAGUACAAAUUUAGAAUUUAAUUUU
This is a messenger RNA of Cornus florida, 1460 nucleotides long. Its product is annotated as transcription factor MYB44-like. Bases 188 to 1168 code for a protein of 326 amino acids. Gene Ontology annotation, cellular component: nucleus. The record is from RefSeq and is a predicted model, not a curated record. Gene Ontology annotation, molecular function: RNA polymerase II cis-regulatory region sequence-specific DNA binding; DNA-binding transcription factor activity, RNA polymerase II-specific. Gene Ontology annotation, biological process: regulation of DNA-templated transcription. Lineage: Eukaryota; Viridiplantae; Streptophyta; Magnoliopsida; Cornales; Cornaceae. The transcript has a single exon.